Molecule: messenger RNA, 846 nt
Organism: Drosophila elegans
Lineage: Eukaryota; Metazoa; Arthropoda; Insecta; Diptera; Drosophilidae
Product: trypsin beta
Exons: 1
Coding region: 1-846 (281 amino acids)
Biological process (GO): proteolysis
Molecular function (GO): serine-type endopeptidase activity
Source: RefSeq, a predicted model, not a curated record
AUGUACUCAACGGGACUUUUAUGGAGCCUAGUGGCUGUCGUGGCAUUUUCUAGCGCCACGCCCACUCCCGGGGACGGGCGAAUUGUGGGCGGCGAGGUGACCACCAUUGGGCAAUUUCCCUAUCAAGUAUCCGUCCAGUUGAACGGACAGCACAUCUGCGGGGGCGCCGUCAUCGGAGACAACUUUGUGCUGACGGCGGCCCAUUGCUUCGAGGCCAGCCCCCUUGGCAACGAGGAUUACACCGUGCGAGUGGGCUCCGGCGAACACGCGAGUGGAGGUCACGUGCUCAGUCUGCGGCAGGUGAUCGCCCAUGGGGGCUAUAAUCCCCAGAGCCACGACUACGACCUGGCACUGCUCAUCCUGAAUGCCAGGCUCAAUUUCACGGAGUACCUGCAGCCGGUGCCGCUGGCCACAGGAGUGGACCCACCCGGCGAGAACACCCGCCUCCUGGUCAGCGGAUGGGGCCUGCAGGCGGAGGAGGGGGGGGCGGCCAGUGCGGAAGUGGGCGUGUCGCCGCAGCUGCACUUCGUGGAGGUGGAUUUGGUGGAGGCGGGCCAAUGCCGGCGAGCCUACCGUGAGGUGUUGCCCAUAACCCAGCGUAUGAUGUGCGCAGCGCGUUUGGGUCACGAUGCUUGCCAGGGCGACUCCGGCGGACCGCUGGUGGGCUAUCCAGCGGACGGUGGUCCAGCCAAGCUCUACGGCAUCGUGUCCUGGGGUCUGGGCUGCGCCAAUCCCAACUAUCCGGGCGUCUAUACGAACGUGGCCGCUUUCCGCAACUGGAUCGGUGCCCAGGUGGGCGCCUGGGGAUGGAACGGCCUGCUGGGGGGAUGGAGUGGAUUGCAGUGA